AUGUGAGACAUUCUGACCAAUCAGACUUUGAGGUGUCACACUUUCACUUCCUCUUCCCCCGGGCAUGGAAGCCGAGAGCUAGCAUCACUUUGCCUGUUAGCAAACAUUCACGCACCUCUCGUGAGCACAGCCACGCACAAAAUACUCACCAUGGCUUCUCGAGCAGGUCCGAGAGCAGCAGGCACGGACGGCAGUGACUUUCAGCACCGGGAGCGGGUUGCCUCACACUACCAGAUGAGCGUCGCCUUGAAGUCUGAAGUCCGUAAACUCAACAUUGUCCAUGUCCUGAUCUGGGUUCUGAUGGCAGCUCAGGUAACUGUGAGCCAGCUGAGCCUGGUGUCCCACAAGGUGGUGGCCUCGCCCUACCAGUGGGAGUACCCUUACCUCCUGAGCAUAAUUCCCACAGUCUUUAGCUUCUUGGCGUUGCCUCGCAACAACAUCAGCUACCUGGUGAUUUCUAUGAUCAGCGGCGGGCUUUUUUGCGUGGCCCCACUGAUCUACGGCAGCAUGGAGAUGUUCCCAGUGGCACAGCAGCUGUAUCGUCACGGCAAAGCGUACCGCUUCAUCUUUGGCUUCUCCGCAGUGUCGGUCAUGUACCUGGUGAUCGUAAUAGCUGUGCAGGUGCACGGCUGGCAGAUCUACUACAGCAAGAAGCUGCUGGACCAGUGGUUCACCUCCACACAGGAGAAGAAGAAGAAAUGAGUUCUUUAAAGUUGGAUUGAACCUAGAGACUCAAAUGUAAAGUUGUCCUUUUCCAACUUUUUCUGGAUUUGUAUUUGACAUUUGCUGUUUGAAAAUUUGUCCUCAGACAGCCCGUGAAUGCUGCCAUCACUUUGUACCUGAAUACGUCUGGCAUUUCAUGAUUAACAAGAACAAACUGUUAAAGUGUUGAGUUUAUCGCCUGUACUUGAUUAUUUGAUGAACUGACAUUGGGAGAACUGGAUGAAGAAUGUGUAAGUUAAUGUUUGAGACAAAUAAACCUGAAUAUCAGCCAGUUGUGAUUAUAUGCGAGUUUGACAUAUCUACCUCUUCAGUCGUUUGAUUUUUACUUGGGUGAGCCAUCACGUGCGGCUUGUGAAACAAAUGAUUAAGAUAUUUGGGUGCAAGUUCGUAAAAUCAAAUAGUUGGAAACAAACAAGUUGAGGUUUUAACCUCUUGAUAUUCUGGUAAAAUUGUCAAUCCAUUCGCCUAAAACGCCUAUGUAAGGCAUACCCAAAGUAAAUUGAAAGUUAUUCUUGAACCACAUGCAUGGUUUUCGUCUCUUUUGAAAGGUAACACUCUGAAUUUGUUUCCCCCAACACUCAGAAUCACUGUAAGUGCUACUGGCAUUGAGUAAUAAAAGUUGGAACACA
Hippoglossus stenolepis (Pacific halibut) is the source of this 1352-nucleotide messenger RNA. RefSeq names its product jagunal homolog 1b (gene jagn1b). Gene Ontology annotation, biological process: endoplasmic reticulum organization; granulocyte colony-stimulating factor signaling pathway; vesicle-mediated transport. Lineage: Eukaryota; Metazoa; Chordata; Actinopteri; Pleuronectiformes; Pleuronectidae. Bases 151 to 702 code for a protein of 183 amino acids. Gene Ontology annotation, cellular component: endoplasmic reticulum membrane. The transcript is spliced from 4 exons. The record is from RefSeq and is a predicted model, not a curated record.